This is a messenger RNA of Rhopalosiphum padi (bird cherry-oat aphid), 2929 nucleotides long. RefSeq lists its product as uncharacterized. Lineage: Eukaryota; Metazoa; Arthropoda; Insecta; Hemiptera; Aphididae. The transcript has 15 exons. The record is from RefSeq and is a predicted model, not a curated record. Gene Ontology annotation, biological process: peptidyl-glutamate ADP-deribosylation. The coding region runs from base 500 to 2800 and encodes 766 amino acids.
AUGUUUGCUAAUGGACAUAACAUUUCAAAAUAACUUAGUCAUGCGUCGCGACAUGCGUUAUUGACAUUUUCUAAUGAAUAACAAUUCGAUAUACAAUCAACAGACAUUUCUGAAGAUAGUUACAAUGUUACAUUAUUUUAUAGUAAUACACUAAUAAACACUUUUCGACCAUAGUGAAUAUUUUAUAUAUUAUUAUCAUUAUUUAGUUUCAUUACGUAACUACCAAACAAUUUUUUUCUGGUACAGUGAUAUUACCGAAUAAUUGCCUUUUUUCUUAUUAUUAAAUUACUUUUAUUUACAUAAAAUAGUUUUUUUGGAUCAUCUAUUGUGCAUUUGUUUUCGAAUUUAAAAAACUAAUUUCUGAUCAAAAUGGAUAAAAAGAAAAGUUCUAAAACUAAAAGGAGUAAAGUAGACUCAACAAAUAACACAAAGAAUGAUGUAAAAAAGAACCAAGUUGAUGAUAAGAAACAAGGAAAAAAAUCAUUAAAAGAGAAGAAUAAUGAAAAAGUUCAAGAUGAACCCUAUGAGUGCGUCGAAUACAAUAAGAAAAAAAAAAAAAAACAAUAUAAUUGAGCUAAAUUCAUUAUGUAAAACUUUAGACGAAGACAAAGAAAUUUAUCAUGGUGAUAAUGUAUUAGAUUCAUCAUCAUCUACUGACAAGAGCAGUCAUGAAGAACAAGCCAGUAAUCAAUCUUUUUGUAAAGAUCAAAAGAAUUCCAAUAAACAUAAAUCAAAACCGAAUAAAGCAAAUAAUAGAUAUAAAAUUGAUUUAGAUAAAGAAUUAGAAUGUAAAUCAAUCAAUGAUUAUAAAGAAGGACAGAAUAACAAAAAAAAAAAUCAAGUUAGUAAUAAAGAUGUUAGUGAAAAACCAAACUAUAGUGAAAGUGAUCAAAAACAAAGCAUAUUUCCUGAUAGAGACAACACUAAUUUGCAAGAUAUACAUAACACGAUAAAUGAUGAUGGAGAAGGAUGGAAUAGCAAGAAAAAAAUUCAAAGUAGAUUUUCUGACAGACAAUUUUCACACGUUUCUGAUAAAUUUGAUCAGAAAAAAGCGGUUGAUAGAAACAACACUGAUUUGAAUGAUACAUGUAAAACGAUUAAUGAUGAUGGAGAAGAAUGGAAUAGCAAGAAAAAAAUUCAAAGUAGAUUUUCUGACAGACAAUUUUCACACGUUUCUGAUAAAUUUGAUCAGAAAAAAGCGGUUGAUAGAAACAACACUGAUUUGAAUGAUACAUGUAAAACGAUUAAUGAUGAUGGAGAAGAAUGGAAUAGCAAGAAAAAAAUUCAAAGUAGAUUUUCUGACAGACAAUUUUCACACGUUUCUGAUAAAUUUGAUCAGAAAAAAGCGGUUGAUAGUGACAACAUUAAUUUGAAUGAUACACAUCAAAUAAUGAAUAAUGAUAAAGAAGGAUGGAAUAGCAAGAAAAAAAUUCAAAGUAGAUUUUCUGACAGACAAUUUUCACACGUUUCUGAUAAAUUUGAUCAGAAAAAAGCGGUUGAUAGAAACAACACUGAUUUGUAUGGGGAUACAUUUAAAUCAAGAAGUUAUGGAAAAGGGAGGAAUUCUUACGAUACAAAUAAUCAAAAGCAAAGAAAGAAUGAAAUAUCCAUUAGUGAGAAUUUUAAACAGAAUGAAACGCAAAAUAGAAGCAACAGUGAUUUACAUGGGAAAUCAUUAAUUAAUCUUGAAAACUGUAUUUUUGAGGAAAUCGAUGAAGAUCUUUUCAAGUUAUCAAAAGAUUAUUCUCUUGCUCAUUGUGUUGCUGAAGAUUUACGGAUGGGAGCGGGUAUAGCCGUUGACUUCAAACGCAUUUUUGGUGGUGUUGGUAAACUAGUUGAUCAGAAAUUAAAAAUAGGAAAUGUUGGUAUAGUUGAACGCCAUAAUCAAUAUGCUUUUUAUUUGGUAACAAAAAAAUUUAGUAAUGGUAAACCUACAAUAAAUACAAUGGAAAAAGUUCUUCGUUCACUUGUCAUCAUUAUGAAGAAAUUCAAUUUAACGAAAUUAGGAAUACCCAAAAUUGGUUGUGGAUUGGAUAAACUUGAUUGGUCUGAUACAAAAUCUCUCAUAAUUGAUAUAUUUUCUGGAUCUGGUAUUGACAUAACUGUAUGUGUACCUUCUAAAUUAAUAGAUUCGAAAACGCCACAGAGAUUAAAUGUUUACAUUUCACCAUGUAAUUUAUGGGAGAUGAUGGCCAAAACCAUAAUUGUUUUAUUUAUUGACUUAGAACAAGUAUGCAAAAAGAAUUGGAAAGACAAUGUAGUUGAUAAUGUGGACACUAAAUAUCCAUUCAAACAAAAUUUAUUAAAAGACGUUAAAAACAAUAAAUUUGACCCUGGUGCCAUAACAAAAUACACUGUUAAUAACGAAGAGAUAAUUUGUAUAUUUAUUACGCAAAACGCAUUAUACAGUUCCUUAGAAGAUGGAUUCAGAUCCAUAGAUAAAGCGUUUAAAUAUUAUAAGUUUUUGGCUAUUCAAAGUGGCCCUAUUGAACCUAGCGAUAAUUUUAAACAUAUAUCAUGGAUAGUAUUAAUAGUACGUUCAAUUAGUCACUCUUGUGAAUUAUGGUUAUGUGGUGAUGUCAGUCAAACAAAUGUCAUAUAUUAUGAUAAAUAUUGUAAAAAUUUGAACAGAUCUUCUAUGAGUUAUUCAUUUCAAUCAAGUUCUCCAAUACAAAACAACAACAAAUAUAUUAGUAAUCGUCAUAGUUUAAACAUGAAAGAAACAAGUAAUCAAAAUCAAAUACGUGAAUCAUCUCAGGAAUAUGCUAAUGAAAAUAGUUUUACAAAAACAGAUACAUGAUUCUAUGUAAGCAUUUAAAUAAUAAAUCUAUUUUAAUAUGUAUAAAAUUAACACACCUUUGCCUAAAUGAAUAGUUAUAAAUAUUAAUAUGUCAUUACAUAAAAUUAAUAAACAUAUUCUUAUACUUGA